AUGCCAAUAAAAUGGAAUGAUAGCAGAGUUCAGGUGGAGCAUAUUCUUAGCCGUGCAUCCGAUAACUGGACUGGCCGCGUUGGACAUAUAAGUGCCGAUAUGCUACCAACUCCCAGUGAUUCCCUACGAGUACUAAUAUGUGGACCAGAUGGAUUUAUUCAAAGCGCUGUGCAGUGAGU
Molecule: messenger RNA, 179 nt
Organism: Strongylus vulgaris
Lineage: Eukaryota; Metazoa; Nematoda; Chromadorea; Rhabditida; Strongylidae
Source: the annotation of a GenBank genome assembly